UCUGACAUAAGGAACACCUUCUUCUCUGAAAUUGGCAUUGGGAUCGCAGCCAACAGCUUCCUUCUUCUCUUUUACAUCCUCAAGUUCAUUCCUGGGCACAGGCCUAGACCCACUGACGUGCUCAUUGGUCUGCUGGCACUAAUCCACCUACUGAUGCUAAUGUUCAUAGCAUUCAUAGCCAUGGACAUUUUUAUUUCUUUGAGGGGAUGGGAUGACACCAUAUGUAAACUCAUUGUCUACCUGUACAGAAUUUUUAGGGGCCUCUCGCUUUGUACCACCAGCCUGCUGAGUGUCCUCCAGGCCAUCAUCCUCAGUCCCAGAAGCUCCUGUUUAGCCAAGUUCAAGCACAAAUCUGCCCAUUACAUCUCAUGUGCCUUUCUUUUUCUGAGUGUCCUUUAUGUGCUCAUUAGCAGUCACCUCUUAGUAUCAAUUAUUGCCACUCCCAAUUUGACUUCGAAUAACUUCAUGUACGUUACUAGGUCCUGUUCUCUCCUACCCAUGAGUUACCUCAUGAAAAGCACAUUUUGUACACUGAUGGCCGUCAGGGAAGUCUUUCUUAUUAGUGUUAUGGUCAUCUCUACUUGGUACAUGGUGGCUCUCUUGUGCAGGCACAGGAAGCAGGCCCAGCAUCUUCACAGCACCAGGCUUUCUCCAAAAGCAUCCCCAGAGCAAAGAGCUAACAGGGCCUUCCUUCUGCUCAUGAGCUUCUUUGUGUUGAUGUCCAUCUUGGAUGGCUUUAUCUCCUGCUCAAGAACUAUGUUCCUGAAUGAUCCAACAUCUUACUAUAUCCGACUCUUUGUUGUCCACAGCUAUGCCACAGUCAGCCCUUUUGUGUUUAUGAACACUGAAAAACAUGUCGUUAACUUUUUCAGAUCCAUGUAUGGAAGGAUGGUAAACAUCAUAUUACUUGGGUAUAGUGCUUGCAAACAUCAAUGUAUCCUGGCAACGACCACUGUGUUGAUCCUGGCAAUGGCCAUUAUAUCUGUUUUUGACAAAGGAUUGGAAGAAGCCAGCAAUGCGUUUCUCAGUGCCAAUGAACAGCAAGGGGCUGACGGUGGCAAAGCCAUUGGAGACCAUGAUGUGGAUAAUGUGGUGGACUGGGUCACUAUCCUGCAUCAGUCUGGAGGCAAAUAUGAUGCAGUCCAUACAGUACAUCAGCACAAAGAAGUUCAUGAGCAGCAGGAUCAUACCGCUGUGGAAAAGAAUCUAAACCCAGAAGACCAGCUACUUGUUUCACUAAUUCCUUCCUUAGAGCUCGAAGCCUUGUUGGAUAAAGGCAACACAGACUGCUGA
This is a messenger RNA of Meriones unguiculatus (Mongolian gerbil), 1293 nucleotides long. Its product is annotated as vomeronasal type-1 receptor 45-like. Lineage: Eukaryota; Metazoa; Chordata; Mammalia; Rodentia; Muridae. The record is from RefSeq and is a predicted model, not a curated record. The annotation marks the transcript as partial. The transcript is spliced from 5 exons. Gene Ontology annotation, biological process: G protein-coupled receptor signaling pathway. Gene Ontology annotation, molecular function: pheromone receptor activity. Gene Ontology annotation, cellular component: membrane.